ACCGACGAAGAAAUUCAUCAGAUCCAAAAAUAUCACUUCUUUUCGCUGUACGGAAAUUGCAUGAACUCCGGUUGGACUUGCGAAGAAUUCCAAAUCUUCUCUCUGCUUUUUCCUUGCCGGCAAAACUAUUAACCAGCAUUGCCGACGCUGAGCUUUCUGAUCCGGCUACACUUUCCAGGGGUUUGGAGAAAGCAUUAAGGCUUGGAAUUCAUAAUGUUCAGGUCAUCCCCUCGAAGGAAUCAGAGAUCCAAAGGCUUCAAGGUAAAGCAUGCUUUACAGACAUGUCUUUUGCUCGGGGUUUGCAUCUGGCUCGUUUACCAAGUUCAGCAUUCUCGUGGUAAGAAAGCUACUUUUGAUGAAAGCACAAAAAUUGAUGAUGUACUGAAACUAGGGAGGAAGGACCUCCAUCCUCGAGUCGAUGAAAUCAUCAUUAGAGAUGAGAGCCACAAGGAGGAUGACGAAGAAACCAGGAAUGAAGAAAAGGGCGGUGGGAAUGAUGAGUUUCAUGAUCAACAAGAAGUUCAAGAGGAAACUGAGAAUAAAGAUUUUGUGGUGGAUAUAGAGAAAGAAAGAGCGGAGAAUAGCGAGGUUAGAAAAGAAACGGAAAUUGAAGAUAACAAAGAAAUGGUAAACGAAGUGAAAGGAAAUGAAGAGAUUAAAGAGGGAGAAAAUGAUGAUAAGGAAAAUGGGGAGGUCGGAAAGAGUCAAAUUGAAGAAAGUGGAGAGGAGGGAAGAGGAAGAGGAAGCGAAGAGAAUGGAAAUGAAGACAAGAAGACAACGGAAUUGAAGAGAUCAAAGUUAAGGAGAAUCAAGAAGACAACGGAAUUGAAGAGAUCAAAGUUAAGGAGAAUCAAGAAGACAAUGUAAAUGAAGAAAUCAAGGAAAGAGAAAAUCAAGAAGUGAAUGGAAAUGAAGAAAGAAAAGAACAGGAAAAUCAAGAAUCGAAUGAAGGUAAGGCCAGUGAGAUGACAACUGAAGAAAGCAAAGAAAGUGAAAAUGAAGGGAGUGGCUUGAGUAAAGAGAGUGAAACCGAAGAGAAGAAGUACGAAGAAAACAAAGAAAAGGAAAAUCAAGAAGAGAGGGGAAGGGAAGAAACUGUGAAUAAAGAAAGUAACGAAGAUAAUCAUGAGAGGGAGAAUGGAGGAGUUAGAGAGAAGGAGAAUGGUGACAAUGAGAAGGAAGAAACCGAGGAGAAACACAUAGAUGAUGUUAAUGUAGAAACCAAAGAGCACAGCAGUGAGACCAAGGAAGCUUCCAAGGAUAAUACCACAGGAGAUAAUGGUAAUGAGAACAAGGGCGACAAUGAAAAUGAGACAGUUAAAGUAGAGGAGCCAGAACAGAAGGAAGGUAGUAUGAAGGAUGUAGUUUUAGCUGAAGAACAGGUUCAAGAUGGGAGUGACAGAAGUAAUGACGAUGCAAGAGAAGCACAAUACAAAGGGGAUAAUGCUUCCAGUGCUGUACACGAUGCUCAAAACAUAGCUACUGGAAAUGGGCAGGAUGGUUUUGCAAAACUCAGUGAGGUAGAGUCGGGUGAAAGUAAAGAAAACCACGAGUUUCAACAUGAGGAUGCAAGGAAGAGUAGCGAAGGUAUUGAUUCUGAUAAAAAUGAGCUGGUCCAAAAUGGGAGUGAUGUUGAGAGAAAUGGAAACAACGAAUCUGAGGUACCAGAUGAAGUGAUUAAUAACAAUGAAAAGCAGCCAGUAUCCAAGGAUAAUGACCAGCAUCAGGUUGAUUCAGUCAUUAGUCUCGCUUCUAAUGGGGAAACUACUGUAGAUAAUAUCAAUCUUGAUCAAGAUACCUCCACUUCAAAGCAUGUCACACUUGAAGAAAAAAAUCAUUUCAAUUCAUCUCUUAGCAGUAAACAAACAAAUUCAAGUCCAUCACAUUCAACUUCCACUGAGAAUACAGAUACUUCAAAUGAAGAAUCCAAAGAGUCGAGUGCUUCUGGAUCUGACGAAUCAGAUAGAUACGUAACCCACAAAGAAGAUGAAAAUGCUGGUCAUAGCAACUCAAAUGAUAAUUCUUCAGGUCAGCAGAAUGAUCAAGUUAAUUCUUCGUAUAUGUCGAACUCCCAAGACAAUGAUGCAUCCUCGAGCACUACUGAAGGUGCUGGUGCUGGACAGAAUGACAAUGAGAAUGUUGAUCAGAGCAACGGAAACUAUAAUGAUCAGCCGAAAGAACAAUUUGAUUCCCACAAUGAGGGUGUCACAUUUUCUGAUACAAACAACAACGAGGUUCAGGUUAUCACAGGUGAUUCUUCAGGAUCAUCUUUGCCUCAGGAAGAGAAGGAUGCUCGCACAGAUUUGGACACCUUACCCGAGAGCAGAACAGAAGUGAAUAACAUGGAUGAAACAGCCGCAGAGUGACAUCUCCAACUAGCUGGGUAACAAUAUUCUCUAAACACGGAAUUUACGUCAUUUUGUUUGUUUUCUGUUUCGUAAGGUUCUUUAUUGUUUACCGCCGCAGCAUGUCCUGCCAGAAAAAUAUAUAUAUACAUGCAACAUAUAUUUUUUUGGCUUUGCUGCUGGAAGAGUUUGGAAAGCUAGGAUAAUUUUCGAGCAUUUAAUGCUUCAGAUUAGUACAUGGUGGCCUUUUGUCGGUCAAAUUUAGUAGAUACCUUUGUAAUCUUCUUUUUCUUCCCUAAUAUUUGUUGGCUAAUCUCAUGAUGCUGCCUUGGUGGAACACCUCUCA
Molecule: messenger RNA, 2691 nt
Organism: Momordica charantia (bitter melon)
Lineage: Eukaryota; Viridiplantae; Streptophyta; Magnoliopsida; Cucurbitales; Cucurbitaceae
Source: RefSeq, a predicted model, not a curated record